AUGCAGCUGGAAUUUGUGGGGUGUGUUUGGUUUGGUUCUUCUCCGUCAGCCGGCCUCGGGCUUUUGCAGGUGGGCUGGGGACUCGAUGGAGCUCAGAUACUCUUGAGCCUGCCCGGCCUCUACGUGCCCCAGCUUCGAGUCUUUGAUUUGCUUCCCCCGCCAACCGCUCCCCCAGCGGCGGCUCCACCACCACCUCCACCUGCCGCUGCAGCCAGUGCCCCGCAACCAGUAUCAACGUCAGCCCCUGCCAAUGAAGGCCAUGAGUGUGAUGAUGCCAGUGUGGAUGUGGAGGUGGAGGAUCGCGCCGAUGAGGAAGAGGGUGUGCUCAUAUUUCGCCGAACCAGCAACGCCACUCUUGCCAGCAACAACCUCAUGACCAUGGAGACCUUUUUUGCGCGUGCUCUUUAUGCCUUUCAAGCCCAGGAUGACGACGAGCUCAGCUUUCAAGCCAAUGACAUCAUUCGUGUGGUUCGCUCCAACGACCCUGAGUGGUGGUCAGGCGUUCACGAUGGCAACGUGGGCCACUUUCCCGCAGCCUACGUGGAGCGGCUUGAUGACCAAGGGCAGCCCAUUCAGAAGACACAAAGUGCAGACGCACGCAACGUUAUGACAUUUGAUCAGACCGCAGACGAUGGCAGCGAUAGCUCUGAUGAUGACUUUGAGUCUUCCGCCGAUCUGGUGUUGCCUGCGCGUGGCCUGGAACUAGAAGCACCUCCGCUGCCGCCGCGUGAGCCGGAGCCCAGCACACCUACUGGGGCAGCCUCCGAUGGAUAUGCUGAACGUGCCGUGGCUGCGCAGGCUCCAGAUGGUCAUGAAUACAUAACGGACAUAUUUAGCCAAGUCCGGCGAGGCCCGAGUGGGCCGAUGAUCAGCGCCGAGGCCGCACAACCCUCAUUCACACCACCCGUGCUUUCUGGACCAUCGACCGCACCACCCAUGCCACCGGCUGCCCCACCGGCUGCCCCACCUGCUGCCCCACCGGCUGCCCCACCUGCUGCCCCUGCUGCCCCACCUGCUGCCCCACCUGCGCCACCUGCUGCUCCACCAGCAGCCCCACCUGCGCCGCCCGCUCCACCAGCAGCCCCACCUGCGCCACCUGCUGCUCCACCUGCGCCCCCCGCUCCCCCUGCCGUACCUCCUAUGCUUGGUGGGCCUUCAUCUGGUCCCGCGAGUGCGGGUGGGCUGGCAGCUGCGUUGCAACAACAAGCAUCCUCACUCUCCAAGGGGUCGCCCAGUGAGCCGCCUGCCGCCAGUCCUGGUACUGUGACUGCCGACCUCCUCAAGGGCGUGCAGUUGAAGCGUGCAUCACCAGCCCCAGCAAAAGCAACUGCAAAUGAUUCUGCCCCCCCUGCCUUGGGCCAAAUUCAGCAGGCGUUUGCUAAGCUUAAGAAGACUCCUCAACAGAAGGGUAGUGCGGUGUCACUCGUGGAUCCCGAGCAACAAACUCCACCCACCACGGGUGAAACUGCAUCAUACAUGCCUUCAUCCGAGCAGGCAUCGCCCGCCCCUAUCUCAGCCAAGCCUCCAGCUCCCGCAGUGGCUGCCAAAAAAGCAGUUGUCACUCCCCCGGUUACCGCAGCCAAACCCAAACCCGCUUCAACGGCUGGUGCAUCGCCCACUGUGGCCCCCCGGCCACUCGCCAAGCCCGCUGUUGCUCCACCUGUUAAACCGACAAAACCACCAGCCAAGCCUCCUGCAAGCAGCCCUGCCAAACCUCCGACGCAGCCACCCGCUAAGCCCCCAGCACAACCCCCAGCACAGCCCCCAGCACAGCCCCCAGCACAGCCCCCAGCACAACCCCCAGCGCAGCCCCCAGCGCAGCCCCCAGCGCAGCCCCCAGCGCAACCCCCAGCGCAGCCACCCGCCAAGCCCCCGGCACAACCCCCAGCGCAACCUCCAGCGCAGCCCCCAGCACAACCCCCAGCGCAGCCACCCGCCAAGCCCCCGGCACAACCCCCAGCGCAGCCCCCAGCGCAGCCCCCAGCGCAGCCCCCAGCGCAGCCCCCCGCGCAGCCCCCCGCGCAGCCCCCAGCGCAACCUCCAGCGCAGCCUCCGAACCAACCUUCUUCGACAAUCUCACGUGCAGCCGUCAAUCGGCCGUUGCCUCCAACGCGCUCCAUGCAAACAACUCUGACACCAUCACCCGCCCCGCCUGCACCUGCUCAGAUGCCGCCCCAAGUCCCAGCAAGUCAUCCUCUUCAAAUGCCCACCGGCGCACCACCUCAAGCACCAUCUACACGCCCAACUCCGGCCACAGCUGUGCCUUCUGGAUUUCCCGCAAACCAACCUCCAGCUCGCCUCCCUCAAACCAUGCCCAUUGUAUCCCCAAGUGGGAAUGUGCGCUUCGUUAUUCCACCACCACCCACCAGCGAGGAUGCGCCUUUGGCUCCACCAACUGCUGGCCAUGAGCCUGGCACCGUCUCUUCGUCCGCCACACCUCAGCUGGGCACACGGCGCACGACAGUCAGCUUGCGGGGUGUUGAAGUAGCCAUUCCCACCCCGCCACCUCCUCCCCCGCCACAAGCGGAGGAGGGCAACGCGAUGGAUGAAGAGCUCACGCGCACCGCGAGCACCAUGUCCUCGCGUCCUCGCCGAUCCGCCCCGCCACCGCCGGAUGCGCCUCCAGCAGCAGGCAAAAAGGCGCGCAAGCCCCGGCCCAAGUCCAUGGCUGUCCUCCCGGGCCAACGUCGAGGCAAUGGCUCUGGUCAUCGGAUCAACAUGAACUUGCUGCACCACGGACAAAUGAUGAAGAUCAGCAAGGGCAAGGCCCAGUGCCGUGAAUUCUACCUCUUUCCCAAGGUUUUGGUAUACUGUAAGCGUGAAAAGGGCCUCCUGACCCUCAAGGGAACACUACCUGUCAAUGAUCUAUUUUACACGGACAUUCAAGACGACGCUGAAUCUUGUGGCGGCAAGCUCAUUCGGAACGCGUUCAACAUCAAAAAUCUGGCCAAAAACAAGUGGUAUAUCGUGUAUUGCCCAUCGAAAGCAGAAAAGCUCCAGUGGAUGAGUGCAAUUGCCGAUGCAAAGGAGCAAGUCUUAAACCGAGAUCAAAAGACCUUUGUGGUCACGGUCAUCAAAUCAGAGCAAGUGGGCUUUGGCUUUGACUUGGCCGAAGGUACUCCGACCGUCACGGGGCGGGAGGGUACGGCAGUUGUUGCCCACAUCCGAGAGCCCGCGUUGUGCAUGGGCUUGAAGAUCAACGAUGUGAUAUGGCAGAUUAACAACGUGAGCGUGACACGGCUCGGCUUGGAGGACGUGCUCAAGGUACUCUACAUGAGUGUGGACCCCGUACAGAACAGCGUAUCCCUAGUGAUACAGCGCUUGUAA
Molecule: messenger RNA, 3327 nt
Organism: Monosiga brevicollis MX1
Lineage: Eukaryota; Choanoflagellata; Craspedida; Salpingoecidae
Product: SH3, pleckstrin-like and PDZ/DHR/GLGF domain-containing protein
Exons: 9
Coding region: 1-3327 (1108 amino acids)
Cellular component (GO): cytoplasm
Molecular function (GO): guanyl-nucleotide exchange factor activity; protein binding
Source: RefSeq, a predicted model, not a curated record